AUGACUCCUCCUGCCUCCAGGCCGUCUCCCGAAGAAGCAAAGGAGGCGGGACGGAAGGUCCGGCGUCACCGCCUCCUCUCAGCCGCCCUCAAAAUCACGAUGGCGUGGAUGGGGAGACGAGGGGGCUGCGAGCGACUCGCGGGCUCCGCCAGCCCGCCGGUUCUCUCUCUCGACCUCCCCGAGUCCUCUAUGGACCUGCCGGCCUCGCCAGCGUGCGCGGCCUCACCUAGGUUGGCUUUGCUCUCCUCUUCUCCCGUGUCGGGCGCCUCCCCGCUGUUCUCUCCCGUCUCUGUCUCGCGUCCUCGGAGCCCCAGGCUGGUCUCCUCUCGAGGCUGGCCACGCUGGGAGGCGGGGCGCGACCUCAGCGCGUGCAUCGCUGAUGCGCUGCCGUCGCCAGGGCCGCACAGUGCGGAUGUCGAAGAGACCCGCCGCGCGCCGUCUUUUCUCUUCGCGCCUGUGCAUGCGUCCUCUCCACUGUCGCGAACAGAAGACAAAGAAGACGACGGCGUCCAGUUCUUCCUCGCCUGCGACGAGGACGAAGACGAAACUUCCCCGGCGACUCUGCCAGACUUGCCUCAAGGACAUGUUCUGCAGGAGGCGGCGAGAGCCUCCGCCUCUCUGCCGUCAAGCCCGCGACCCCCGUUCGCUCCGUCCACUCACUUCGACGCGUCGCCUGCGUCGUCCCUCGUGCCGAACGCGAACGCCGGAGGGGCCCGCCCCCGCGGAGACCUCUCGCAUGUGCCUGUGCCCUGUGGCGCCACGUACGCGCCCCGUGGCGACUCGGCGCAGCCUUCCUCCCCCUUCGCCUCCUUUGGCCAGCCGGGCGGCUCCGUGGGACCCGCGCAGGUGUCUGUACACAGCGUGCGAGACGGCAGGAGGCCUGGUGGCGCGGAUCCGAAGGCGCCACAUGGCCAGGCGCUCGCAAUGGCGCAUGCGAGCGUCCCGCCCGCGGCCGCCGGCGCGUUUUUUGAGGGCCCGCCUGCUGGCGACAACGCGGAGGGCUCUGUCCCGCGCCCCAGCUUCGGCCUGAAUGGACACGGGAGAGGCGCAGCAGGCGAGUCGCGAGAAGGGAAGGCGUAUUCUGCGCUCCAAGCUCAGAACGAGGGAUCGUAUUCCGCAUUCUCUUUCGGCAAACCAGCGGGCGCCAACCCCUCAGAUGACCCGCCGUUCGCUGCCUCCGCCGAGCACACCUCGCCGUCGCCCAGUGCUCCCCAGCCACGCCCGUCUCAUCAACUGCUUUCUGGUUUUCCUUCUUCUGGUCCCACCUUCGUGCUCGGGCCUGGCCCCGACGAAAAACAGUGGAGAGGCCCAGAAGGCUCCACCUUUCGCCCACCGGAAGACGGAAGCCGCCCGCCAUGUCUGCCGCAAAGUGCCGACGCGCCGUCUCGUCUGGCCGCUCUGUCUUUUCCCGCCUUAGCCAAAGGGCCAGGAAGCCGAGGAGACACGCCGUCGCAGCUCGGCCCGCCAGGGUCUCCAGCGCCGGCUGCGUCUCCGCGGGUCUUCGCUGCUUCUUCCCUCGGUCGUGAGUCUGCUCCUCGGCCCGAACUGUCGCAGGCCGCUGUCGAAAAACCCAGAGCUGACCCCACGGGGCGACGCCCGUGCUCUUCUGCGCCUCCACUGCCUGCCGUCUCUGCGUCGGGUCUUCCCGCGGGUCCGCAGGAUCGGUCUCCGGGAGGUUCCGAGGCAGCACGCUUCGCUUCAGCGACCGCGCCUGGGGUCUCUGCUCUUUCGGGCCCUGCAGCCCUUCCGCCUGCCGCGCGUUCGCCGGGUGGUCCGCAAGGCCCUCCCGAUGACUCAGGCCCGACAAGUCUGAAACUCGGCGGGAGAGGGGGCGUGAAGAGCCCCGUCGCCUCGCGGCCGCCGGGGCCUCUGAGUGCGAACCUCCAGACUUCCUCGCCGACGGGGGCGUCAGAUGCCGUCUCAGGGAAAAUCCCGCAGCCUGCGCCGCGGGGGAAUGGGCUCCCAAAGAUGGUCGGAGGCUCGCAUGCGCAUGCGAGUACCGGGAAGAAGGGGCCGUUAGGCGUUCCGGGGGCCGGGCCUGCAGGCCUGCCGGCGCCGGGAGGCGGCGUGGCACCGGCGGGCGUGGGGCGCCCGUUCGCGCAGGGCGUGGCGCAUGCAGAUCGACCAGGGUUAGGCGCGGACGCGUUUCCGAUCUUUCGAAGAGUGCCCCGGACUGUUGACGAAGCGGUUGUAGCCCACGCCGUUUCAGCUGCAGCGGCCGUCGAGAAGCAGAGCGUGUGGCCUGUGCUGGGGCUCCUGUCUCCCGCGGUGGGGGCGCCCCGCGUGGACGUGAAGGGGCCCGAGGGCGAAGACGGAAACAGAACAAAGGCCCGAGUCGCCGCCUUUGAGACCGAACUCCCCGCGAUGGACUGGCUUCCGUCGAUUCCGCGUUUGCUGCAUGUCUUUGACUACAUUGCACCGCCGAUCCUGCAAAAGUGUCUGAGCGAAGAGCCGGGAAGCGGAGGAAGCUCGGCGGGGAGAGCACGGGGAAGUGGAGACAGCUCGUCCGCCGCGCUCGCCUUGAAGCCGGCAGGGGCGAGACCGGACGGCGACGACAAGCCGACACCCCCCGCGAGUCUUCCUGCAGACGAGACCAAACGCGAGGGGACGUCAGAGAAAGCCGAGGUGUCUCCGGUGCCAGGCGCGCCUGUCUUCGCGGCGUCGGCGUGUCUUCCGCCCGCCUUUCCGCCUCCUGUCUCCUCUCUUCUGGCCCCGCCGCAGCCGCCCACGGGCGGCUUCGGGCGCGGCCCCUUUCCGCCUUCGAGCUCCAUUGCCUCCAUGGCGCUUCUCGCCGGCGCGGUGGACCCUGGGUGUCUCUUUUCGGGGACGUCGAGGCGCCAGGGCGGCCUCAGUUCGAAGCCACGGCCCCACAUCCACAGCCUUCUUCAUCCGCGAGGAUGCAAGCACCGCGGCCUGGAGCGCGAUGGCCCUCUGGGCUUUCGCGAACCUGCGAAAGGACACGCGGCGGUGAAGGGUGCAUGCGGAGCAUUCGACGAGAGAUCAGCGGGCGAUGUCGAAUACACUCGAGGCGACAAGCAGCCCGAGGUCUGGACUGCGUCUCGGCCCCUCCUUCCCCCUGAGCGGAGGCUCACAGUCAUCAGCCUCGACGUGAAGCGCGCCUGCGGACCCGUUCUGUUUGAACACCUUCGACGGAAACUCGAAAGACAGGCUGAGGCCGAGAGGGCGCAGGAAGGGACUGCGUCGCCACCCGGCGCCAAGGAGGGCGACGUACAGAAGAGCAGCAAGGCAGAACAAGACUGUCGAAAAGUACCGACUGGGAAAGACGGCGCAGACGUGAAGGAGAGCGGAGACGAGGGGAUGCCUGUACGGCCAGGCGGAGACAGCAACCCCGCGAGUGGGCCUGAGAAGGCCUCAGCGGACCGGUCGGGGUCGGGUGGCCGUUCGUCGAGCUUCAAAGCGAGCGGCACUUCUAUCGCGAACAGGCGACCUGCAAUCCCGUCCCCAGAGGAGAUGCUCUGGAAUAUUGCAGACUGGCACGAAGCUGUCGAUGCGCUGUGCGUUGCCUGGCUCGCCGACGCAGGCCUUCCUCCUGUUCUCUCUCUUCCCCACAGCCCGCCUUCGUCCACCUCGUCGACGUCUUUCUGGUCCUUGUCGAGUUCUCUUUCGCCGUAUCUUCUGCGGCAGCCUGUGUCAUGUCUCUCUGUUCUCCCGAAGCUGGCGGAAGACUGUCUCCGCGCUCCGCCCUCUGGAGGUAGCGCCUCUGCAGAACCGGCGACUGUCUCUGCAGGAGCUUCUCGGAAGCCGGAGGACCAUGGGGAAGGCGCGGAGGCGCCGUCGGAGCGGGCGGUCGGUUCUUCGGCAGGGGCGCAACCGCGGAAGGGUUCCGACGGGGAGAAAGCAGACGAGAGAGCGAAAACACGAAAUCCGGAAGAUCCAGGAGAGGUCGAGUGGGUUCUGGCCCUUGCAGAGAUCUUGGCGGCAGACGUUCGGCGCCAACUCGCAGGCGCUGCCGAGCGCGAAAUCGACUUCACGUGCCUCGUUCAAAUGGCCGACGCCUUGCAGAGAGACGACACCCAGCAGCGACAGCUAGUUGGGCUCCAAUUGGCGGGUCCGGGCCGAGAGGGCGAGCCCGGGGAUAGUCGCGCCCAGCGCAGGACUCCCGGGGGCGUGGAGGAUCAAGGAAGUCCGGCGGGCAUGGGGCGAGGAGACAGCAGCACGCCAAGUCCAUCCAUGGCAAGGCAGCAGUCUGACACCGUCUUGGCCACUCCGACAGACUCUUGGUCUUCCCUGUCAGGCCCUUCGGCGACACCGUCCCGCUGCUCACUUUCGUCUCUCGCGUCUCUGUCUGUGGGGUCAUCCGCCCCGAAAGACGAUCUCUGUGCAUCACCAGGGGCUUCCGCCGCGUCCUCGACAGCUUGUCAAGCGCCGGCGUGUGCGCAGCCGAGCAGCAGUCAAACCCCGCCCCUCGGCGCUUCGACUGGCCGUCUCCUUUCCUCAGUCCCUUCUGCGCUCUCCGUCAGGCUCGCGUCGCUUCUCUCCGCGUUCACAUGCAUCAUUGAGAUCGACGUGCAAGACACAGAAAGCGAAACUCGAAUUGACGACCGUUUCUACUGGAACCUCCGACACGGGGACGGCGCCGUCCUCGCCUACUGCCAGCAGCUAGGCGUCGACUGUUCCCUGUCGCCGUGUCUUGUGUCCCUCUACCGUCUCGCCUUCCACAGGUCGAUCGAGCGCCGCAGGCAGGAGCUGCUCUCCGAAUAUAAGACGCAGCUCAAAAGCUUCAACCGCACGCGCGGCCUCGGGUCGCCUCUAGUGACGCGCCGUGGAAACGGCCCUCCCACGUCUUUAGAUUCAAGAGGAGAAAAGCGUGCAGCGUCGCGAGAAGUCGGUUUCGGAGGCGGCCGAUUGUUCUACAGACUCGACAGGAGUCUGGAGGACGGCGGCUGCUCGAUUUCUCCAGGGGCGCGUCUUCUGCUUCCGUGGUCGACUUCUCUCGUUUCGUUUCGCCGGACAGCACCGACGGGCCAGCGUCCUUUUCUUCCUCUCUCCCCGCGCGCGACUCCUCGCGCGCCUCUCCUCCCGCACACCUUUCUCGAGCGCCUUCCCGAUCCGUUGCUCGCCAGCGCCGCUGCUGGGUCUUCUCCCCUGACCCAAGCCGUCCCGUCCCAGAACGGGGCAAGUGGGGCGGAGGCUGACAGCGCUUCAUUCUCGGGCGGAGGCGACAAAGGGACGCGGAAAUCGGCUCUUCUGUUUGAGAGAGAAGAUCGCCAGCACGACGGCUUUGAGCAGGGAGGCGCCGCGGACUUCGGCCCUCUGGUGUUCAGAGGCCCAGCCGCAGCUUUGUGGCCAGGACGAAAGGUCGGGCAGAAGCGUCGAAGACGCUGA
This is a messenger RNA of Neospora caninum, 5346 nucleotides long. RefSeq lists its product as hypothetical. Lineage: Eukaryota; Apicomplexa; Conoidasida; Eucoccidiorida; Sarcocystidae. The record is from RefSeq and is a predicted model, not a curated record. The transcript is spliced from 3 exons. Bases 1 to 5346 code for a protein of 1781 amino acids.